Molecule: messenger RNA, 3011 nt
Organism: Lottia gigantea (owl limpet)
Lineage: Eukaryota; Metazoa; Mollusca; Gastropoda; Lottiidae
Exons: 21
Coding region: 23-2662 (879 amino acids)
Biological process (GO): proteasome-mediated ubiquitin-dependent protein catabolic process; regulation of proteolysis
Cellular component (GO): cytoplasm
Molecular function (GO): ubiquitin protein ligase binding
Source: RefSeq, a predicted model, not a curated record
CGCGAAUAAUGUAAACACCAACAUGGCGGACGAAGAAUCGCUGUAUUACGGAACAUGGAGGAUUGUAGAGUGUGUGUCAUUGGCUGGAGUUGUAGAAACGACGGGAGUUGAAGGGACAGAAUUUUUGUUGGAUGAAAAUGGGGAUGUUUCCUGGAAGAUUUCGGAAGAUGCUGAACAGAUGCCUUUCUUUAACUGUGAGACUUACGAGGUGACCCCUGAAAAAGGAAGUAACAGAGCUUGUUUAAAGUUUAUUGGUACAUUUGCUGGACAUGUUAUUGAAUUUAAAAUUGAGGUAGCAGGAGAUCUGAUGCUGUUAACAUAUGAAAGAUGUUGCAUGCUACAAUGCCAGAAGGUGAUGUCACAUGAUCCAAAAGAUGAUGCACCCUUCUCAUUUUUGGGAGCCUUAGAAGAAGGCUAUUUCUAUGAUUUGGUGAUAAAGGCUGAUAAUGGAAAGGAGUUUCAUGUCCACAGUACAAUUUUGAAACUUGGUGCAGCAGAAUUAGACUGGUCAUGUCAGCCACCUCCUCUUACAGGGUUACGAGAAGAUGUCCUGCGCACAACUCUACAUUAUCUUUAUGCUGAAUGUCUACCAAGAGAUCUAACAGAAGACAUUGUCAAAAAUUGUAUUAAAUCUGUUGGAAAAUUACCAGGAUUCUCAAAGUUUUCUGAAUUAUGUGAAACAUAUUUAAAAAAUACAGCCUUGAAACAACAAAUAAUAAGUUUAAUAACUGAUAUGCAUGGUUGUGCUGAUAGAAUAAUAGAAUUAUUUACUGGUAAAGUAACAGGUGUCAACUCUGAAGGAGAACCUGUUUUAGAGGAUGGUUUAAUGUCUGAUCCAGCCAGACUGUGUUGUACUGUUAGAUUGGGUCUUAGAGAGGCUUCAGUAGCAUGUGCCAAGUUAUUGAUGUUAUGUGAUUUAUUUUCACGAAGGAAGGGUGAAUUGUCUCGAGAAGAGAGACAUGAAAUUAUGAAAUAUGCAAAAUCAAGAAUCCCAGUAUUUAUGAAUCAACUCCAUCGGUUUUUAGAAGUUGUACGUCACCAUUCAUCAGGGUUGUCCUCAUCAAGAAAAGUAGAUAUAGCAUCAUAUUUAGUACCAGAGCUUGAAGAAGUAAUAGAGAAAAUUACACAUAUUGCCACGGAAACUAAGCUGGCUUUAGAACAAGUCAUAAAUAACAGUAAUCAUGGAGAUAAAACAGAAAAACCUGAAAAAUCCAAGAAGCAUCAUGUUAGAGAUGUUUUGGGUAAAAAACUGAGAAAUGCUUUACAUGUGAAAGAGUUAAAGAAAUUAAAAGAUUUCCAUGAUAGAGCAAGUACCAGUUUUGUGCAUUUAAUGCAAAAAAAAGAAAAUUUUAAUGGUAUGACUCAAAUUGAAAAAAUUCGCUCAAUUUCUAAAAAUCUAGAACAGUUAAUUGAUGAGUGUCCAAUGUUUUUAAUAAGAUUAGAAGAAUUAGAAAGCUCAGCUGAGAAGUUACCAUGGAGAGAAUGGAAAUAUCUAUUUAAAUUAGCUACAUCUAAAACAGCAUGGGUUUUAGGAAAAGUCUUGUCAAACAAGGCUACAUUACAAUCCUUGAUUGACCAGCUCUGUGAUAUUGUGAAUCGUGAUCAAUUUACCAACUCCCUAGCAACAUUAGGUCUGACAGCAACUGAAUCCUCAACAGAGGGAGCUGCUGUUGGUACCAAAAUCAAUCAAAUCCCAAUCUCCAAAUAUGCACAGUUAAGUACAUUAGAAUCACUAUGCCUACCACCUCUCUCACACGACAGUAUAUUAGCCAGUAAAUCUAAACAACUUUUUGAAUCACAAUCUAAUACAGAUAUGGUCUUUCAAAUAGUACCAGAAAGUGGACCAUGUAAUGGUGAUAUUGUGAUAGAUCAUACCCAGGUAGCUAGUCCAGGUCAAGGUGCCGAGUCUAUAGAGAAAGUUGAAAUACCUGCUCACUGUGUUAUAGUGUCAGCUAGAUGUGAUUGGUUUAGACGUGCUUUAUUAAGUGGAAUGAGAGAAUCUAUAGACAAAAAAAUAGUAGUACAUGAUACUAACCCUGAAUUAUUUGAGUUAUUUUUAAAAUAUAUUUAUACUGGUGAAUUAGAUAGUCAGGACAUUACAGCUGAACAAUUAGCCGAUAUGUUAACACUCUGUGAUAGAUAUGAGAUGGAUAGUUUAAAGUUACUUUGUGAACAUUGUUUAAAACAUCAUAUUGAUGAGGAUAAUGUGUUAUGUUUAUUCAGCCUAGCAGAUCAAUUACAUGCAAAAAAUCUCAGGGAGUAUACAAUAAACUAUAUAGUAGAACAUCCUAAUAUAUCAAAUAAUGAGGAAUUCUGUGAAUUACCAGACCAUUUACAAGCUGAAAUAGGAGAUUUUAUUACAUGGAAUGGUUUAGAAACAAGGAAUGCUAGUGGUCUACGAGAUACCAAUAGCUCACCAUCAAGUUUUAGUGAUACAGAAGAUUUAACAUCUAAUAUUGAUCUAGGCUGCUCUCUACCUGGAGAUUCCUCCUCUUCAUCAGAAGAUUUACCUUUUAUGGAAGAUGCAACACGCCUUGAGUUCUGUCUCUCAGCGUUACGAGAUAUAAUAGGUGAUUCCGUACCACGAGAUGAGUUGGUCAGGGUAUCAUUAGCUGCAGAUUAUGAUGUGAAUCGUGCUCUCAACUUCUUUUUCUCUUCAUAGCAAAAUAUUAUCACGUCAUGAUUUUUUAGUGAUUUGAUAUUCUUCGUAGUUGUGUGGUUGAAUGCAUAGAAAAUUUAUAAAGAAAGAUUGUAAAUGUUGGAAAGGCGACUCUGGUCUGGCUCUCAAAUUUCUGUUACUGCCCAGCAGAGAGCAAUCAAUGUACCAACUUAGAUAUCCCACUUUUAUAGAUGAGAGUACCAUGAUGAAAAGCAAAAUCAAUUAUUGAGGUAAAAAAAAAAAACAACACACACAAUCUAAGCACAAUACCUAAAGCACUAUACCACUAUUGUCAAACUAAAUUAUUUAUUAACAAAUUUGUAAUUUUCAUUUAAGUUUUCCUUUAUGAUUG